CACCAUUGGUCCUGCACCUGCCGAAGCUAAGUCUUCUCCAUUAGCGCCCGCCCGCCCGCCACCCACACUAACCAGCAGAAGAGCAGAAACGGUCGACGAGCCACAGCGGCGGCCAGCCCCCUCCACAGCAGCAAACACAAAAAAGCUGAUUAUUCGAUCACCAGAAAAAUGGAGAGAACCGCCGUGCUUGGAGGUCUGCCAUCCAAUCACCUUCUCCCUCCGUCGCGUACUGCAUCCUCCCUUCUCCGUUUCUCAUCUUCAUCUUCCCCCUCCUCAUCGUCCUUCGCUGCUGAUAGGAGUCUCGGUGCCUUCAAUCCUCCAUCUCUGUUUCUCAAGCUACAGAAGCAGCUCCCUUCUCUUACCGCUGUGCAUUCCGUCUCCCCUUUCAAGCGGGAUGCCGUCGCUUCCGGCACCUACAGCACUGGACCGGCCGACGUGGCUAGUAUAGACUGGGACAAUCUGGGGUUCGGAUACAUAGCGACUGAUUAUAUGUAUAUGAUGAAAUGUGACCAAGGCGGGACCUUUUCUAAUGGCGAACUGCAGCGCUUUGCGAACAUUGAAUUGAGCCCUUCUGCUGGAGUGCUAAACUAUGGCCAGGGGCUUUUUGAAGGUUUGAAGGCUUAUAUGAAAGAAGAUGGAAAUAUCCUCUUAUUUCGUCCCGAGGAAAAUGCUACCCGCAUGCAAACGGGUGCUGAGAGGAUGUGCAUGCCAGCUCCUACCGUUGAACAGUUUGUGGAAGCUGUAAAAGCGACAGUUUUGGCAAAUAAGCGUUGGGUAAAUCAGGUACCCCCUCCUGGUAAGGGGUCCUUAUACAUACGGCCAUUGCUCAUGGGAAGUGGAGCUGUCCUUGGUCUUGCACCUGCACCUGAAUACACCUUUUUGAUCUACGUUUCACCUGUAGGAAACUACUUCAAGGUAUGUUUGCUUCAGGAAGGUCUUGCACCAAUCAAUUUGAUUGUUGAGCAUGAGUUACAUAGGGCAACUCCUGGUGGUACUGGAGGUGUGAAGACCAUUGGAAAUUAUGCUGCUGUUCUUAAGGCGCAAUCGGCUGCCAAAGCCAAAGGUUAUUCUGAUGUCUUGUAUCUUGACUGUGUUAAUAAGAAGUACCUGGAAGAGGUAUCCUCAUGCAACAUUUUUGUUGUGAAGGGAAACACAAUAUCUACUCCUGCAAUUAAGGGGACAAUCCUUCCUGGCAUCACAAGAAAAAGUAUAAUUGAUGUUGCUCGAAGCCAAGAGUUCCAGGUUGAAGAGCGACUUGUAGCUGUGGAUGAGUUACUGGAUGCUGAUGAAGUCUUCUGUACUGGAACAGCGGUGGUUGUAUCACCUGUUGGAAGCAUUACCUACAAGGGUGAAACGAAGAAGUACGGGGGUGGGGGUGUUGGUGCCGUCUCACAAAAGCUCUAUACUGUGCUUACCAGUCUCCAGAUGGGUCUUACAGAAGACAAGAUGAACUGGACCUUGGAGCUGAACUAGGCAUGUUUGAUAUUUGUGCUUUUAUCGUUCAUGGGUGGUCGUUCUAGUUGUAGAUUAUGAAGGGAAUUGGAUGAAAUCAUAAUUUUGCGCGUCGGCUGAGAGCUGCUCCUGUUAGUUUGGAUUGCUUUCGAAAUACUGAAAGCCUGUAUUUCUAGUUACUUUUCCUCCACCAGGGAAUCUCUGUUGAUAUCCCUUUGCACUUAUGUGAGAGUUUAAUUGAACUAGACUUCAAUUUUUACCUUAUGCACUGAGGCCUUGAGACCGUAGUUUUUCCGGUGCUUCCCCGGAAGCCAAGGUUUGCUAGAUAUUGAUUGCUCCUCAGAGCAGAUUAUGCAGGCGUUUGAGAAGAGGAGACGUGCAUUUUUGAGAGUGGUUAUGAAGUGAAUAAUGCUCGUAGGAAGCUAUUCUGAUAGACAAAUGGUGAUGGGUUCCAAGAACGUUACCAAAUGCUUUGAAGAAGUCAUUGACCUGACGCUGCUGCAGGAGUGAAAUGAAGACAAACUAUCUCCCCUGAGAUUAGGGAUGGUAACGUUUCCGGUCGAGGCCGGGUUUUCUAUAUAUCGUACUUAGAACCAUGGUUUUAAAAUUGUAAACAUUCCCGUACCUUUAAAUAUGUGUUGAUAUUAUAUGAUAUACCAAAAACCAACUUGGAUGUGGUUCAAGGAAAACCGACCCGCACAAUCCCCAAACAAU
Messenger RNA from Linum tenue, 2166 nucleotides. The record is from the annotation of a GenBank genome assembly. Lineage: Eukaryota; Viridiplantae; Streptophyta; Magnoliopsida; Malpighiales; Linaceae.